This is a messenger RNA of Sebastes umbrosus (honeycomb rockfish), 3338 nucleotides long. Its product is annotated as LIM domain and actin-binding protein 1-like. Bases 177 to 2225 code for a protein of 682 amino acids. Gene Ontology annotation, cellular component: actin cytoskeleton; plasma membrane. The record is from RefSeq and is a predicted model, not a curated record. Gene Ontology annotation, biological process: actin filament bundle assembly. The transcript is spliced from 10 exons. NCBI's taxonomy places the organism in Eukaryota, Metazoa, Chordata, Actinopteri, Perciformes, Sebastidae. Gene Ontology annotation, molecular function: actin filament binding.
AAUCACGUGACCCAGCUCUUCCACUCCCAUGUCACCUUGCUGUUCCCUCCACCUCCCUCCUCUGUCCCUCUGUCUGUCUGACGCAGAGGCGGUGUGCAGAGUGUCAGGUGUCUCCAGGUUCCACUAAAGGAGUGACUCAACGGAAGUUCGCACAGGUAUCGAGAUAGCUGCCAGAGAUGGAAAGCGGUCCAUUCAAUCGACGGGCCUGGGCGGCACAGUCCCUGCGCGUCACUGCGAAGGAGCUGUCACUCAGUGGCCGAGGGAGAAACAAUGCCCUCGCUGAACGCUUCUCUAGGUAUCAGAGAGCUGCUGAGGUGGCAAGCACCGAGAAGAAAAAAGGAUCUUCUGAGGUUGCGUCACCCUCGCUGCGAACCGGCAACCUCAGCGCUCUGAAGAAGCGCUGGGAGCAGGCACAGAACAAGCCUUCUACCGUCCCGACUCCCAGCCAGUCCAGCUCUCGCAGCCGGCCUCUUGCUCUGUCCAGGCCUGCUUCCAUCAUCGAGCCCUGUCCUCCGUUAAAGAGCCCCGGCCUGCCGACCGCUCAGGGAGGUCAGUUUACAGCCAGUCGUGUCCAGCAGUCCGCGGCAGCUCCAGAAGGUGAAGAGCAGAGAGGGAUGGACGGGGAUCAGCUGACACACCGUGAAAGACCUGACAAGCUUGAAGAGCAAGUUCCAACCAGCCCCCGUGCCUCUUAUGAAAAAGCCAGUGUGCCACUGAACAACCUGAAGAUGAAGUUUGAGAGGGGAGAGGAAUCCAUGGGCAAGGGAGGCAAGACAACACGUAUACGCAGUACUUCAUCUGAGGACAUGGACCAACAUGGCGGUCAGUCUGUGCUUGACAGAGUGUUGGAGUCGACGAACAUGAGGGAGAAGAUGGCCAAGUACCAGGCUGCUGUUUCUAAACAAGGCGCCAAGCGCUCCGGUCUGACUCCAGAGGUGCCUGCUCCAAAAACAUCUGCACCAGUAAAUCAGAAACUCAUUGCUGCACCUGAGUGCAACGGGGAGAGCAGCGAGCAACCUAAAGCAUCCAGGAAGUUCAGCCCCCCGGUGAGGGAGACGUGCAUCGCUUGUCUGAAGACGGUGUACCCGCUGGAGAGACUGGUGGCUCUGCAGCACGUCUACCACAAAAGUUGCUUCCGCUGCAUUCACUGCAGCACAACGCUCAGUCUUGGGAACUACGCCUCUCUGCAUGGCAACGUCUACUGCAAGCCCCAUUUCAGCCAGCUGUUCAAAGCUAAAGGCAACUACGACGAGGGCUUUGGCCAUCGGCCUCACAAGGAGCUUUGGGAGCCUCGAGCUGAAGGAGAGGAAGGCGAGGAACCGGUGACGCCAAAGGAAAAAGAGGUACCAGCAGCAGCAGUGGUGACCCGUCCAGCUGAGAGCGUCUCAGACAAAGAGGAGACCCCGGCUGUGGAAACAUCCCCACAGGUUAAGGUUACAGACCUGACAGCCUUACUGGAGACACGUGUGCAGACACGUACCAGGUCUGAUGAGCAGCUUGAAUGUAUGGAGAAGCCAGCUGAGAAACGCAGGCUGAGGGUCGCCUGGCCUCCGCCGGCUGGCGAGGGCCCCUCUGGGACAGAAGCACUCAGUCCAGUCACGGAAGGAGUGUCUUCAGGCCGACCCUGGAGAGCCAAGUGGCCCCCAGGAGACGAGGUGGCUUCAUCCUUCCAGAGCACAGAGCGGGCUGAACUGAAAAGCCUGAGGAGGAGCUCUUCUCUAAAGGAGCGCAGUCGCCCUUUUACAAUCGCAGUUAGACCCAGCCCCGCAGCCAGUCUGGUACCCAAGGAACCUCGCCGCCCUCUCAAAUCCCUGCUGGAUUGGAAAACAUCAUUCGAAGAAAAACACCAAUUUGAAGAACCACCCAAAGAAAACAAGCCAGAGAUUCAGCAGGAAAAGAAAGAGAAGACGAAGCCUCAAAUACCGAGCGAAGACGCCGCAAAUGCAGUCGAGGAUGACGUGGAGACCGAUGGACAAGAGGUAAGAGAAGUACAGAAAGGAGAGGCAGCAGCAGACAAGGUGGCGGCAGAAGAAGGCUCUCUUAGAAGCAUCUCCCCGGACAUCUCACCGUCCCCCUCUCCACCUCUCCAGCCAAAACAGAACCGCGCCUCCCAGGAUGUGGGCUUCUGGGAGGAGGAGAAAGAAGGAAGUGAUGCCGAGGAGCUGAGUGCGGAGGAUAUAAUCAAGAGGAACCGCUACUACGACGAGGAGGACUCUGACUCAUAGGAACAUCUUAUUGUCACAUCCAUCCACCACAUAACACUCUCAGUUCAUAUAGAUCACAAAUGUAGCUUUGCCAGAUUUUAUAGUGUUAUAGGAGAGAUGCAAAAAAACAAUGUAAUAGGUGUGUAUACGUGCAUUUAUAUUACAAUAACUGCCUUUAAUUGUUAAAGUACAAAUGUUUGAUUUUUUUUUUUACAUUUGAAUUAUAUACUGUAAAAAAGAUCUAAUACAGCUUUUAUAUGAAUCCUGAUUAUACUGGAAGGUGGGCCUCUAUUAAACUGAAUCAUCUCUUGAUAAUUACAUUCACCGUCAGUGGCGUAUUAUUUGCAUGUAGUGUGUCCAAAAGCCAUUAUGCUUCAUGCGGCACUUUAAGUGCUUUUUAAUGACAGACAGUACCCUUCUGCAUCCAGUCAUUAUGUGUAUUUUUGCCCUUCCUAGAAUGCAGAAAAGACCUAAAUAUCUUAUACCAAAAAGCGCACACCAGUACUGUAUUUUUAAGAUGUUUUUGGAGAGUAAAUGUCUGGGCCUUUUGCGGUUCAUAUGUUUACAUAUUACCUCAAUUUAAAUUGUAAAUUGAAGAAAAAUACAAAACAGAACCUAAAUGAGAAAUGUCUGGAUUAGAUUUUAGCAAACCAACACAAGUACUACUACUAUUACAAUUAAUGGAAAUGUUAAAAUACUGUAUAGCAGACAAUAUGCAGCACCUGAACAUACAAACAGAUGAGUCGGUAAACCUUAAUAACACCAUCCUGCAGGGGGCUCUCUGGUUUGGUGAAGAAUUUUCCUGGUGCUGGUCCAAAAUCUGCUUCUGAUCUGUUCUAAUCAACAUUACCACAAUAUUGGGAGAAAAUAUGAUUAAUCAAGGUUUUGACUGAUAGCUAUCCUUUCAGUCUAAUAGUAUAUAGUAUACAGUAUCAUCUCCUUGGGCCUUCUGGAUUUUUGUUUUCAAAUAUGAUCCACUUUAUUUGGUUUGUAAAACACUUUGUAUUUUAAAAUGUGCCGUGGAAUAUAUGUUUCCCCCGCAGAAUAUUUUUUAAUAAUUUGUAUGAUGACACAUUGGGCAUUACAGUCUGAACUGUUGUUGAAACACACCAUUAAAAUGUAUCAAGAAGGAAA